This is a messenger RNA of Chenopodium quinoa (quinoa), 2812 nucleotides long. Its product is annotated as conserved oligomeric Golgi complex subunit 3-like. Gene Ontology annotation, cellular component: COG complex; membrane; cis-Golgi network. Bases 131 to 2479 code for a protein of 782 amino acids. The record is from RefSeq and is a predicted model, not a curated record. The transcript is spliced from 25 exons. Gene Ontology annotation, biological process: Golgi organization; intracellular protein transport; intra-Golgi vesicle-mediated transport. NCBI's taxonomy places the organism in Eukaryota, Viridiplantae, Streptophyta, Magnoliopsida, Caryophyllales, Amaranthaceae.
GUAAAUGUCCAAUUAGCCCCCUUUACGCCAUACCAGAUCCAAAGUAAAGUCCCAAGUCUCUCUCCUCUAAAACAACUACCACAGUGAUCAAAUCAAAUUACUGCUCUCGAAGAAGACGACUCCACCAACAAUGGUGGCUCCCAAGAACUCCUCUCCUCUCCCCAAAUCUGGCGCAGUUUCCAAGGGCUACAACUUCGCUUCCACUUGGGAACAGAAUGCUCCAUUGACAGAGCAGCAACAAUCCGCAAUCGUUGCAUUGUCUCAUGCUGUUGCCGAGCGUCCUUUUCCUCCCAAUUUGGCGCAAGACCGAGUACCGGGGCAGGGACAUGGUUUAUCUGUUAGUACGCCGGACAGUGUUGCUGAUAACUCUGCUGCUAUUGAGGCUGUUUUGGUUAACACAAAUCAGUUUUAUAAAUGGUUCACAGACCUUGAAGCUGCCAUGAAGUCAGAGACAGAGGAAAAGUACAGACAUUAUGUAGAUACUCUGAUACAGCGUAUUCAAACUUGUGAUGAUAUACUUCGCCAGGUGGAUGAUACCCUUGAAUUGUUUAAUGAGCUACAAUAUCAACAUCAAGCAGUGGCAACUAAGACUAAAACCCUUCACGAUGCAUGUGAUAGAUUGCUAAUUGAAAAGCAGAGAUUGAUUGAAUUUGCGGAUGCUCUUCGGAGUAAGCUUAGUUACUUUGAUGAAUUGGAGAAUAUUUCAACAAGCUUCUAUUCCCCUAGCAUGAAUGUUGGAAAUCGAGACUUUCUUCCUUUGCUGAAGCGGCUGGAUGAAUGCAUAUCGUACGUUGAGAGCAAUCCCCAAUAUGCAGAGUCUAGUGUGUACUUGGUCAAAUUCCGACAGCUCCAGUCACGAGCCUUGAAUGCGAUAAGGUCUCAUGUCCAGUCAGUCCUCAAAAAUGCAUCAUCUCAGGUUCAUGAAGCAAUAAGGAAUAUUGGUGGCAGUAAACCAGCAUUUUCUGAAGGCGUAGAGGCAUCUGUUAUAUAUGUCCGUUUCAAGGCUGCUGCAAGUGAGCUCAAGCUUGUGCUUGAAGAAAUCGAAAGCAGAUCAUCACGGAAAGAGUACUCCCAGCUCCUUAUCGAAUGCCACAAGGUGUACAGCGAGCAGCGGCUUUCAUUGCUAAAAGGCAUUGUGCAGCAGCGAAUAUCUGACUUUUCUAAGAAAGAGGCAUUGCCAUCAUUGACUCGGUCUGGGUGUGCAUACUUGGCACAGGUUUAUCAGCUUGAACACCAAUUAUUUAGUCAUUUUUUCCCAGCUUCUUCAGAGGAUGUUGCAAGUUUGGCUCCUUUGAUAGAUCCUUUGUGCACUUACUUGUAUGAUACUCUACGCCCAAAGUUUAUUCAUGAAACAAAUAUCGAUUUUCUCUGUGAACUUGUUGAUGUACUGAAAGUCGAGGUCCUUGGAGAGCAGCUCAGUAGACGGAGUGAAUCAUUAGCUGGUCUGCGGCCAACUUUCGAAAGAAUUUUGGCCGAUGUACAUGAGCGACUAACAUUUCGUGCUCGGACUCAUAUCCGCGAUGAAAUAGCAAAUUAUUACCCUCUCAAUGAAGACUUGGAUUACCCUGCAAAACUGGAACAAGCUUCUGAGGUUAAAGAGGAAGCUCAAACUAGUGAAGAGAAUCAAGAUGUCUUCAAAUCCUGGUACCCGCCCUUGGAAAAAACUCUCUCACUGCUGUCAAAGCUUUAUCGAUGUUUAGAACCAGGCGUUUUCACUGGUCUAGCUCAGGAAACAGUGGAAGUCUGCUCCUUGUCCAUUCAAAAAGCAAGUAAACUCAUAUCACAGAGGUCGUCACCAAUGGAUGGGCAACUUUUUUUGAUAAAGCAUCUUCUAAUUUUAAGAGAGCAGAUUGCGCCUUUUGAUAUUGAAUUUUCAGUCACACAUAAGGAGCUUGAUUUUUCUCAUUUGCUGGACCAUCUUCGACGACUUCUCGGAGGGCAAGCCUCUCUGUUUGAUUGGUCAAGAUCAUCAUCUUUGGCUAGAACUUUUUCUCCUCGGGUUCUGGAAAGUCAAGUAGAUGCUAAGAAGGAUUUGGAGAAAAUUCUUAAAGCCACUUGUGAAGAAUUUAUAAUGUCGGUGACAAAGCUUAUAGUGGAUCCAUUGCUUUCAUUUGUGGCCAAGGUCACAGCUGUGAAAGCCACAAUAUCUUCAGGCAGUCAAAAUCAAAAACUCGAGACUGUCAGGGCAAAACCUCUUAAGGAGCAAGCUUUUGCAACUCCAGAGAAGGUGUCUGAAUUACUUCAGAAGGUUACCUCUACAAUACAGCAAGAGCUACCAAGUGUGAUAGGGAAGAUGAAGUUGUAUCUCCUGAAUCCAUCAACAAGGACAAUAUUAUUCAAGCCAAUAAAGACAAAUAUUUUGGAAGCUCAUACCCAAGUGCAAUCACUUGUAAAAUCAGAAUACUCAGCAGAAGAGAUAGAGAGCAUCAAUGUGAUAUCUAUAGAGGAUUUACUGGCGCAACUUGAUAGCCUACUCUAGAUUUGGCAGAAGCACGUAUGAAGCAAAGCCAUUUACUUCAAGUGUUAGGAAUUGUUCAUAUUAAAUCUAUACAAGAAACUAUAUUCACAAGAGUGAUGAUUCAUUUGCUCAGAGAUAGUAUACGUAUUUAGAAUUCAACUAUAGGUUUGUAGAUGUUUUUAACUUCUCAUGAUAUGUUUUUCCUUUGUAUUAUUCAUUAGUUAUACCAACAACACAAUUUUCGCAAGCCCCAAAUUCUUUUUAUUGGAUCUUAAGUUUCAUUGUACGAGUAAUUUUUUUUUAAAGAAGUGUUCAUUGUAAUUAAUUUUGAAUAACCAAUUUUGAAAAGCCAAA